GCGCACUUGGUGUAAACAGGAAGAACCGACUAAAAGUAGGGCGAAAAUGAUCGGACAAAACGGAACGAACAUUUGCUUUUUCCUCAAAUAUUACUCUACAUAAAUGCUGUCCGAUACCAACAGAUAACCAGUUUGUUUACAUCUCAAUAAGGGGAUGCUCAGAAUUCUUUAACUUCGACAGACUGUUUAAUAACGCUAGCGGGCUGCUGCUGUUGGUCAGUCAGUGACCGUUGGUUUCCUCCGUGUUUUGCUUGACGGAUACUAUCUUCGAGAAAAAGAAAAAAACUCAUUUAUUUUUCUGAAUUUACUGAGUUUGAACGGGAAGAAAUCUCUAACGAUGGUUCUGAAGGAUAAAACGCUGGAAACGCCUCCAGUGGACGGUGUGCCGAGCCCCAGCCCAGUCUCCGGAGAGGCUUGUGCAGGAGAGGCCGCUGGUCCGGCUGAAGAGUCGGUGAUCGCAGUCGAGGCUACAGGCCUCAGGAAAUUCAUCAGCGGGGUCGUUGAAGGUAAAUUUACAUGCAUGACUGAAAUAUAUAUCACCCCUUUCUUUUUCGUUUUAUUUUCUACAGUUGAUUCAAUCGUUAACAAAAGUAGGGCAAGAAAAAAAUGCCGCAGCUAUCCUCCAUCAUGGUGGCUGUGACGAUUGGUUGUUGGGCAUAAAUCAUUCACUCAUUCAUGAUUACCAAAUUAUUAGCAGUUGAAAAUCAACAAACAGAAAUAAGUUGACAAAAUUGAUAAGGCAGGGUGGUGCAUAAAUGAGGAUUGCAUUUUUAACGUCGCCAGAUGAUCUUUUUUAGUGUCUUUUAUAUUAAUAUAAUCACAACAUUGAAAAAGGGUCUUUUUAUGUUUGUUUGUUUGUUUGUUUGUUUGUGUCAUGACAGCCUCUCUGUAUUUUGCAUUAACCCUAAAACACUAUCACUAAAAUUAGUCACACCAUCACUAUCUACAGGUGAUUUUUACCCCAAAUAAUAUACCCAAGAAAAAGUAUUUUUCAUCAAAAUAUAUCAAAAUAGGACAAUACAUGACAAAUUAAAGUACUUCGUAAUGUCCAAAGGGGGGGGGGGGGGGGGGGUGCCAUGAGGGGACCAUAUAAAAAUGCAACAAAAUAACUGAAAUUAGGCUUUCAUCAACAAAAAUUAUAUAUUUAUUAUAUUAUAUUAUUAAUUAGCCACUUUCAAAUUGCUCGUAGGAUUGAAUGUGAGCGUGCAUGGUUGUUCGUCUCCAUAUGUCAGCCUUGAUAGGCUCCAGCCCCCCCUGCGACCCCAGGAACAGGAAUUAGCUGUAGAAAAUGGUGGAUGGAUAUAUAUGUAUAUAUAUAAACUGCAAACUUUGGCACAAUAACAGCUACAGGAGAGAAGAGAACCAAAAUAUGGCAGAUUUGGAGUAAAAAUGACCAGCUGAGUAAAAUAUCUCUUAUCACCAUAUGGAUUCCUUUGAAAACCACAACUUUGUGAUAGAUAGAUAGAUAGAUAGAUAGAUAGAUAGAUAGAUAGAUAGAUACUUUAGGGGUCGCGCCACUCACAGACUCAUACACAGUACACUAACAAAGACAACAACAAGUGCACCUCUGCAGACCAGCAAAGUACAGUUAAAUCUGUUAAAACCAGUAUAAAACCAGUAUAACCACAGUUAUUCAUAACCACUGCGCUAAAUAAAGAUAACAUGCAAAUUCCAGGACCCAUGAUACUCAGACAAAGGCAACAUCAUGAAAAUCACGUAAACAUGUUUGGUCGGCUGAAAAUCACCUGGCGAUAGUGUUCUAGGGUUAAUGUGCAUAUUUUUUCCCCACUUAAUGUGUGUGGGAGGGGAGAUUGCAAAAUUAAAACGUGAGGUGGCAACAUUACCUACUUUCUGACAUAACUGGGUCAUAAUAAUCAACUGGUGAGGUAUGAGCUCAAGUACCUUGUUUGCAUUGAAGCUUGCAUAUCCAGCCAAGCCCACACCCUGAGGCAUGUGGUCAAGCAGCUCAGUGUACCAUGGGAAUGCUGUUGAUUAUUACCCUUGCAGACUUAAAACUAACUGUAUUAUUUGCUGAUGCAGGAUUUUAUGGACGACCAUGGACGAUGGAACAGAGGAAAGAGCUGUUCAGAAGGUAGGAUGAUGUGAAUGGGUGCUGUGUGCAUUUUUCAGAUUCCACAAACCAGUUUUAAGUGUAAAUCCUGAGUAUCAGUACUAAACCCGGGCACAGUAUGUGUUUGUCUAAUCCCAGGAUGAGACAGCAAGAUGCUCUGAACAGCUUGUUCAAAAAGCCAUGAGACUAGGGCAGGAGGUACACACAGGAUUUGUCCAAAUCAGGAAAUCACCAAUUGGUUAAACAAGAACAUAAUAUAACGCUUGUUAAACAGAUGCAUCCUGUUCUAGGGAUUUUUAGUACAGAGACAUGUGACUUUGUGGCAUGGCAACAGCAGCCGAGGCUUCUGGAGUGCUGUAGUAUAUAGUCUUAAAUGAGGCAUUUCAGACAACUGGAACAAAGGUUUUCAAAGACACUGGCUGAAAAUCUGUUACAAAGCUGAAGAGACAUUUAAAAGGCUGGAAAUGAGCACAGUACCCUGUCUUAAAAGCAUGCACCCCAAUCCUAUAACAAUAUAGCGAGGUGAUUUGGUAUCAUACUGAGUUUUGCAUUGUUCAAAUUCACAGGCAGCAGAAGUGGGGGCUAAAUACAUACCUUUACGCACCCAAAGACGACUACAAACACAGAAUGUUCUGGAGAGAGCUGUACUCUGUGGAAGAAGCAGGUGAGUACCCAGAUCCAGUCUUUGGUUUAUUUGUUUGGGCACAAUAAAAAGAGUACUAUAUCUGGGCGAUUUUGGAGGACACGUCAUAUUCCAGUUUUGUACCAGAAUAGACAAGGCUGUCAGACACUUAAAUAAAAACAAGCAUUCAGUGAAAUAUUUCUCUAUCCAUUUCCUAGAGCAACUUAUGACCUUAAUUAGUGCUGCAAAGGAGCAUGGGAUUGAGUUCAUUUAUGCCAUUUCCCCUGGACUGGACAUCACCUUUUCCAAUCAGAAGGAGGUUUCUGCACUUAAGAGGAAACUUGAUCAGGUAUUCGAUCACAUUAGUUUGUCUAUCUCUGAUUACAGCUCUUUUGGCGUCACAUGCGUCUGUGUAAUGCAUCUGUAUUUGGUUUUAUUUUCAACCCCUCCCUCUCCCUCUCAGGUUACUCACUUUGGCUGCAAGUCAUUUGCCUUACUUUUUGAUGAUAUUGACCACAACAUGUGCCCAGCAGACAAAGAGGUGUUUAGCUCAUUUGCACACGCUCAGGUUUCCAUCACCAACGAGAUCUACCAAUACCUUGGAGAGCCUGAAACCUUCCUCUUUUGUCCAACAGGUACAUCAGUAAUAAUGUCAUCCUUUUUCACACUUAGACAAAGGUCUAAUCAGUAUUUUAAUCAUAACUUGUGGUUUUUUUUCCCCCUCUGUUUUUGACCACAGAGUACUGUGGAACCUUCUGUUACCCAAAUGUUCCUCAGUCCCCUUAUCUCCACACUGUUGGAGAGAAACUACUACCAGGAAUUGAUGUGUUAUGGACAGGUUAGUCUAGCGUGUUAUCAUUAUUAGAUUUUCAAUCAUACUCGUCAAUGAAGAGGAGUAACCGAUACAUGUGCAUCUGUUUUCUGCAGGACCCAAAGUGGUGUCCAAAGAUAUCUCAGUGGAGUCUAUUGAGGAGGUUUCGAAAAUCCUCAGGCGAGCUCCAGUGAUCUGGGACAACAUUCACGCCAACGAUUAUGACCAGAAGAGGCUUUUUCUGGGCCCGUACAAAGGCCGCUCCACAGAGCUCAUCCCCAGGCUAAAGGGGGUCCUCACGAACCCCAACUGUGAGUUUGAGUCCAACUUUGUGGCAAUCCACACCCUCGCCACCUGGUACAAGUCGAACAUGAACGGCGUGCGCAAGGACAUAGUAAUGAGUAAGUAUGAGCUAAGAGUUAAUUCAGUCGUGUUGAUUAAUUCUGGUGAACUUUAAAGAGAUCGAACCUUUUCAUGUCAGUUGUAAAGAAACUCACCAAUCCUUCUCGCUCUCAAACAGCUGAUGGUGAGGACAGCACAGUGUCCAUUCAGAUCAAGCUGGAGAAUGAAGGCAGCGAUGAGGAGCUGGAGACGGACAUGCUCUACAGUCCACAGCUAGCUCUCAAACUGGCUCUCUCAGAGUGGCUUGGGGAGUUUUGCGUUCCUCAUCAAUACAACAGUAAGAGCAGUCUCUGCAUUGUAUUAUACCUCCUCACUCUAAUGCAUAUACUGGCAGUUAUACUUGGAUUACAGUGUUUGUGUUCGGACAGACAGCCUGACGGGAUGGUUUAUGACACGAGAACACGAUGCAGUGAAGCUCAUUUCUGUCUUUCAGGCCGACAGGUGCCUCAGAGUGGUGCCAAAAGCACAGCCAUUGAUGUUUCAUCCAUGGCCGCUCCCUCCCUCUGCUCUUCCACAACAGUCACAACUGUGUUCCAGCAACCCAUCAUGUCUCCCGCCAUGCCGCCUCUUUGUCUGGAUCCACUCUCACCACUCUCACACCCUAUGGCAAAAAGACCUCAGGAGGUGGAGGAGGUGAGGCAGUAGUAACAUUACAAUCUAAAAUAAAAAUCAUGCACAAGAACUCAAUGCUGAUCACUGAAACAAAUUCCUUUCUUAUAUAAACUGAGUUUUUUCUGUUCUGUUGCUUCUCUGCAGGUGGAGGUGGAGAAGAAGGAUUCAGACGAGGAGCCCAUGGAGAUGGUAGUUGAAAAGAUGGUGGACGAGCCAGAAGCAGAACCCGAUGCGGAGCAGAAGCAUGUCGGUCCUAUCUUAACUGACAAGAUGGCCGAGGACCUAAAGCCCAUGGAUACAGACAAGGAGAGUCUGGCAGAGUCAAAGUCCCCAGAAGAGUCUAUCCAGGAGGACUCUGGGAGCGAUAUUGCCCCGAUGCAGACAGAUGAUCAGCUAAAGCAGGUGCCCCAAACCUACGUGAGUCUCUUUAAUCGUCUUACAUCAAAAAAGCCAAGCAAAACAAGUGCUGAUUCACCGCAGAGUCGGCUAACUGCUGUUUUAUGUCCACAGGAGGUGUUCGUGCCUGGACCAAACGAGAAGCCUCUGUUCACAGCAGAGCCCCUCACCCUGGAGGACCUGAGCCUGCUGGCAGAGCUCUUCUACCUGCCUUACGAACACGGGAACAUGGCCAUGCAGAUGCUGAAGGAGUUCAACUGGCUGAGGGCCAACAGCAGCGUCGUCAGUGUGAACUGCAAGAGGAAAGACUCUGAAAAGGUGGGCCGACUAACUCGAGAGACACACUAGAGUUGAAUGAAAGAGACAUUUAUCCGAGAACUUUGGUAUUUAGACACUCACUUUGUGAAAGUGUUGGUUUCUGAAAACAAAAUGGUGGAUUUGUAUUACCCGUACUGUCCACUAGGUGGUGUGUUUUGGUGAAAAUGUACUUGAUCUUUGGUGUUGUAUGAACCACAGCUUCCCUGCUAAAACCACCUGCCCUUUCUGAGAGGAUAAUUUAAUCUGAUAAAAUGUCAAAGUAUUAAUGGAGUGUUUGACUAAAACUAACUGUAACUCUUGAGUGAAACCUGUGCUCUCUUCCUUCGAUGAUUAAAUGUCCUUUGUCCAAAAAGAAUGACAAACCAGAAGGACUUAUUUCUACUUUUCCCUGCUUGUUUUCUUAUUUCCUGUCACUUCUUGGUCUGCAGGUUGAAGAAUGGCAAACAAGGGCGGAGAAGUUUGAGGAGAUGUGCUGCUCGGUCAUCCACAUGUUCACUCGCCUGUCCAACUCAGCCAACCGCACCAUCCUCUACGACCUCUACCCUUACAUCUGGGACAUCAAGAGCAUCAUUUCUAUGGUCAAGUCUUUUGUCCAGUGGCUCGGUAUGUACGAGUUAAACAACAAGGCGCUCGCUCUUAGGAUGAAGUAGCAUAGAAAUAGUGUCAUCAUAUCGCAGUCACCUCUUUACUUGAGGCUCACACAUUCAGGUAAUUACAAAGUAGAAGUUAAAAAGUGCUGUAUUGGUCGAUUACUUAGCUGCAUGGAUUACAUAGUCCCGUGCUAAAUCAUCGAAGCAGUCUGAUUUAUUAUAAUCAUCACUUCACAUAGACAAACAGAGAUCUUGGCCAUCACCUGUCUCCAGGGUGACAAUCAAAGCAGUGGCCCUGAUUAUUGACUGAAGUUUAUUAUUGAUUAUCUGACCACAGAUUAGACCAGAUCCAUCACAUCUACAGAGUUAGCUUACCUGCUCGUGUUUUAAACGUGUUCAUUGUUCUUCCUUUUUUUUUGACAUCCGACUCAAUGCCGCUUGCACCGCUCACAUCCUACCAGUUUGAUCCAUAAUAAGCCGCUCCAUCUCCUCGGUAUCUAAAAUGGGUCCCUGUGGCAAUCAUCCCAGCAGGGUUACUGCUGCUUGCUGUGUAUCCAGUAACAUCACUGCUGCAUUCCCACACAGACACACUUGCUUCCAUCUCUCUGUCUGUGGGGACGGGAGCCGGGGGGAAGUCCCCAUCCCCUGCGUCACCCCUCCUCCAUGCCCUAGCGCGCACGCGAGCUUGGAGAGCAAGUUGACUGGCUGCCUGAUGAAGGCCAUUCUGGUGCAUAAACGGAGAAGUGGUCAAAGCUCGUCUGUAAAUCUAUUAUAAAAAGUUUAGAGUCGCUGCCUCGCUGAGUAAUCUCUUAAAAAGAGGCUGUGGGGAAUUUUCAGCCCCCGUUAAAAUCUGCACAAUUUGUAUCAGGGUGCGGUCCAUCAUCCUCUAUCAGAUAUUCUUCCUCCUCCUCUUCUCACUCUCUCCUACCGUCUUCUUCUUCUUCUUUCUCGAUCAUUCAAUCUUUCAGAUGGUGCACCAUGAUACAGUUGGAGUGACAUUUGGCUUUGAGGUAACACCUCCAUCUAGUUUUUGGAGGGUUUUUCUUGUUGUUUCUAACAGUCUGAAGCACCAGCAUGGCCUGUAGGUUACCCCCCCUGUAACCCAGUUUCAUUCGCAGGUUUCUGUCCCGGCCAGCUUUAUGGUAAAGCUGAGAACUCUGGCCAACAAUACACAGCAGGCAGCAUACCCACACUGGCAGAGCCGCAUCAGAAAUCAUCUUCUGGUUUAGUAAAGCACCAGAUAAUUGUUACAUCCACCACCACAGAGAACAAUUUAAACCCCCCAUCAUUAUCAUUAUUAUUAUUAUUGUAUUAUUAUCAGCGUUAUUGUGCUGAUCUCUGAAUAUAGAUCUGCAGUGUCAUUGAGCACUGAUAUUUCCCCUGAAUAUGGAAGCGGUGCAGCCGGCAUUUAGUCUCUACCUCCCUGGUUAUUGUUCUGAAACCGCUUACUAAUAACUAUUUUCUACUGUUUUCUCCCUUCACUGUGUACAGAUGGAAGAAUCCACAGUACAAGUUUCUACUGCUAUUGGAUCGUCAGUGGCCGAUGUAUGCACAGUGCAGGCGUUGUCUCUUUCUGUUCUCAUGCUUGAAAUGGAUUUACGUAAUUUCUCCUCUUAAACUAGAUUCAUGUAUGUUAAAGAUUGAUUUGGAGGAAAGGAAGCAGCCCUCAGGAUGAAGUCACAUUUUGCGCAGCGAUUUAGCCUUGAAUCUUAAAAUGCUAACUCCCAAAUUUUUUUCUCUUUGGCAGCAUUUCUCUAACGUAUGUUUUUGUUUCUGUCAGUAGGCCUAUAGAAAUGGCUCACACCAGCCUGAUGCACCUACUCAAGGGGAUUUACGCUUGGCUGUAGAAAGUGUUCACAUGUAUAUUUGUGUACACACAUUCACAAACAUGACGUGGAGAUUUUAAGUGACGAAGUGAAGACUACGAGGUCGUAAUGUACAGUUUAAGAGGGAGUAAUCCACUCAAAUUUGAGGGGGGGGGGGGGGUGAUUUUAGCCAGCAACAAGUUCAGAGUUCCUUCCCGUGGGUGCAUCUGCACGCUGUGUCGUGUCAGCUCAUCAGAGGAAUUGUUUUAGGCGUCAGGGUGAGGCUCAAAUGUAAAGCAGUAUUAAGUGUCCCUCCCGCGCGCUGCAUUUGUCUGGUCACAUGACAGGGCUCCUCAUCGACCACGGUCAGACUUGGUUAGCAUCAGCGCUUGUGGACGCAGACUCUUAACAGCCCUGUGUGUUCCUUUUGCUGCAAACACUUCCUGUGUGCCGUACCUGCAGCGUAACUUAACGUGGGUCAGUCUGUCUGAUUGCAGUUUUAAAGAGAGUAACCCGAGAGGCCCUUCAACCUGGGAAUGAUUAUUCAACCUCUCAUUUUUGUCUCCCUGGUUCGAUGACACGCGCUCCUCAGUCAUGUGACGAGGCAGAUAAGAAGAGAAUGUGACUUCACACGGGGUGCUCAGAUCAGUGGGGUGACAGCAGCUGAAGCUUACCUCUGUAGUUUAUAGACAGUCUGGGUUUCAGUCAGGAUGGUCGGUAUCACAUUUACGAGGCCGUCUGCUUUAUACUCAAAUUACCCCAACUGGAACACCGAGGGGGCAAAACUGCUCUGAGUUCGUCAUGUCAGCAUGAGUCCUACUGCACAAAGUCCUCAUUCUUUUAAGACCUGGAAACCGUGUAAUGCAGCGCAAUCUGAUGUUUACACAGUUGAACAUCUUCAAUAUUUUGGACAAACAAGUAAGCUUUAGUUGCUUGAGCCCCAUUUAAAGAAAAACGUGUAUACUCCAAAGUAGGUUCUUUUAAUGGUUUAAUACUUCAAACAAAAUAAAAUAAAUUCUCAUGGACGAUGCUAAUAAAUACAUAUGACCCCUUCCUCCUCAUCCCUUUACUCCCUCCAUCUGUGUCAGAGAGCCCCAUCCUGUAGUAACGCUGUCCGCUUGGCUCUGCUCCUAACAGGGUGUCGUAGUCAGUCCUCAGCACAAUUCCUUAGAGGAGACCAAGAGCCCUGGGCCUUUAGGGGAGGUCUAGCAGGAGAGUUCCAGGUAUCUAAUGCACCAAAUUUACAGAAAUCAAAUGGGAAAAAAAAGUGUUGUUAGCAAAGAAGGCAAUGGUAAUAAAUGCGUAGGUGUGAAGGGCUUUGGUCUGUCGAAGGUGAGCUGAUUGUUCUAAGCCGGGCUUCAUAACAUUCUGGUUCCAUCCCCUCCACUUGUUUUCCAAAGACGUUCUUGUCCCUGUAUUACUUUGGGAUAUUAUGAGUCAGUGGGAAGUGAAUGGGCGAUCGUAAACCUAAAAGACCAAAGAGGUUGCAGGCCAGUGUUUGGCAUGGCAUUUUGUGAGUGAUUUUAAUUUGAAUUUCUUUCAGCAACUGCCCAAGGAGAUGCUGCUUUUCCCUAGCGCAAGCGGCGCGAGCGAGCAUGGCUAGGUUUUUAUUUUCAUGACAUCUCAUUUCUUUGCAGGAAAAGCACAGCGCACAAAUUACCAAGCCAGCCCUUUUCAAGCGCACGCGCGAGCACCGCAGCGCCAGCGAGAACGCAAGCAUGUGUGCAAUGAGAAAACUCCAUGAUCAAACACAGCUGCCCUGCCUAAAUUAUUAUGACGGACAUGACAACCCAGAAAGAAAAAGCCAACCAACAGAGUACUCAAUGCCUCAGUUUGAUUUUUGUCGCUUUGGUUUUUUCCUGGAGUUCUCUCUCUUUCUCUGCGCCAGCAUCAUUAUUUUUCUCAACAGGAGGGUCCUGCGCAGCGAAAUAUUGCAGCGUCUUUUAAAAGGGAAAGGAGCAUCUCCUUCAGCCAGUAAAACCUUAGUCAGACCAAAAUACAACCCUUGUUUAUUAUAGCUGAAAAAAAAGCAAAUGUGUUUGUGCUUGUGGCGCGAUGUUCCUUCAGCCAAAAAGAGAAAGCUGUGCUGUUGGCUCACGUUGGCCACUUUCAGACCAACAAGAACUGCUAGUUUACACUUGAUAUGUUUUUAUUACAAUAUUCGAUACACUUGAGCGUUUUUGCUUCCUCCUGUCAUUUCUUUUGGUUUGAUAGUGGCUCAACUGAAGCAAAUGCACCGUGCGGCAGUCAGCCAAAGCAGCACAACGCCUUGUCUCAGUGAAACUGAAUUUGUUUCUCUUGAUACCCACAGAGAUUGUUGCCAAUAGAUGGGGCAAACGAUCUUUUCUACCAACCUCCGCCUUCACUGCCAACCUCCAAAAUAUAUUCAAUAAGGCCCUACUUUCCAAAAGAUGAGGUAAGAGCUUUCCUGUGUUCACAGAAAUGAUUUAUCCCAGCACUCGUGUGUUUUAUGUACAGUUAUCAAGCAGGAUAAAUUUCCAACCAAAAUGUUGUUAAUGUUUGGUUGCAGAAAUGAUCUUGGCCAGUUGCUUGUAAUCCCAGAAGAACUGGCCUAGUUUAAAGCUGUUAUUGCUUUGCACUCAAUGUGCCACAAUGUUCUGCUCAGCUGCUCAGCGCAGCAGCAGCAGCAGCAGCAAGUCAACGUGAUGACUGUAAAAGAAGCUUCAGAUUGUUUGCCUCGAAUAUUCCUCGACUCAUUUUUAUGGUUUUUAUAUCCAUAGUUACAGGAACUUGAAGUUUUGUCUCAAUAGUGGCUGUUUCUCUUCGUCUUUUUCAGGCUGCAGUUUAUAAAAUCUGCAAAGAAAUGUUCUGUGAAGGACUGGAGGAUGUCCCAUUCUCUGAUGACGAUCCUGACCUUGUAGGAGACAGGUAGAACAUACAGUUGUCCUAGUUCAGUGUAUUCCUGUUUGUUUUUUUUCCCUGCAAAGCAAAUCAAUAUUCUGAAAAUCCUCCCUGUUAUUUUCACAGGUUAGUAGGAGGACUACUGACUCUGAGCUCAGACUAUGGGUUUGUGUUGGAGGAUGAUGAAGGGAUCUGUGGUUACGCGCUGGGUACGGUCGAUGUCAAGCCCUUCAUCAAGAAAUGCAAGUUGAACUGGAUUCCUUUCAUGCAGGAGAAAUACAACAAACCUGACGAUCAGAAGGACCUCACAGAGGCCGAGGUACGGCAUUUAUCGAAACUCCUCACUUUCCGAGAAUCUGUAUCAGGUGGAAAAAGGAUUGCGGCUCCUGUCGCUUGUUUUUAAAUUUCCCUCUCUGUGUGUGUGUGUGAUCUUUGUAGAAAAUGAUGCUGAGUUUCCAUGAAGAGGAGGAGGGUCUUCCUGACUCUUUCCUCUCCAACUUCCCCUCUCUCAUCAAAGUCGACAUUCACGGCAAGGUCACGGACCCUAGCGUGGCCAAAAGCAUGAUGGGAUGUCUCCUAUCUUCUCUCAAGGCCAACGGUAGGUAGCGGGCAGCUUUAGUCAUGACUCAAGAAAGAUCGUACCAUGUAUUGGUUAUAUGGAGUGGUAGAAAAUUCACUAAGUAUAAAUGACUACACUGAUUUAGAUAACAUUGGAUCAUUGGACAGGGACACAGUAGAAGAUUAACCUCGACCUUUCUUUUAACCUUGACUGUUUUUGUCUGUCACUGCCAGGCUCCCACGGUGCUUUCUGUAAGGUUCGUCAGACUGACAAGAGAAUGUUGGACUUCUAUAGUAAGCUGGGGUGCUUCGAAGUGGCCAAAAUGGAGGGCUUCCCCAAAGAUGUCAUCAUCAUGGGACGCAGCUUAUGAGGAAAACAUCCUGUUACAGCAGCAAAGAGACAGACAGACAGAAAGAGGAAGAGCGGGCCGGCGUGGCUGAAACGUGUUCACUACCACCUCGAGAAGAGCCGCCAUGAUGAUUUUAUACUUCAUUACCAUCCGGGCUCACCCAAAGAAACCUCUUUUUAGGAUUGGUGUACAGAAGCACAGCAACCGCACACACAGAUUACCCGUGCUGCCCUUAGAUGUUGUGGCGCUGUUGGAUUCAGCAGAUCUGAAGCUGAAAGGUUCGAGGAGUGAUCUGUCGUCAAAUUUUAGCCAGACAAUGGUAGAGUGGUGCUCCAGCAUUGAUUUCUGGGGUCUCACUGAUCAUAUACCUCCAGGAGACAGGAAGCUAUAACUCUAGAAGCCUUUUUCUGAUUGAAUCCAAUAUCCGUUCUAUGGUUAAUGCCUGCAUGCCCUAAUGUGUCUGCAUCCGAAACGGCGGCAGAGCUGUGAAACGAGGACAACCUGUAUCUCAGGUAGUAUCUUACUACCCGUGCAGCCUCCUUUCCCAGCUGUAACACAGAGAAACCUCACAGCUGUCGACAGAAGUAGGACAUCUUUUUACAGGAUGUAGGGUGCUAUGUGAGAGUUUGCCUUCUGUCGUCACAUUAGGGUAUCGCUCUGCAAUAGACUUGAAGAAAGAGGCCUUUUCAGUGGCGUGUUUCUAGCGUGUACACAUGAAGGGUGGAAAAAUGUAGCUCUCUGAGUUUGAGAGAAUCUUCAUCUGAGAUCCUUUCAGACCAGAAACGGAAAAGUCCUAGUCUCAACUACGACGUCUUCUAGGAUUUGUUAAAGUAAAAGUAGACGUUUGGAGCAAUAGAAAAGCUUCCACAAGUUUACAGACAUUUUUCUCAGCCUAUUUUUUUUUUAGCACUUUGCUUGUGGCCAUUUUUCUUUCUUUUUUUACCUGCUUACGUCCCCUUUAAGCUUAUUGCCUUUUGGUUCAUUGCCUUUGGAUUUUUGGUUUAUAUCUCAGACCCCAGUGUCUUCUAUGUAAAGGUUUUGUACGUCGUCUGUUUGAUACAGCAGGUGAAGGUUUAUUUCGGUCAUUGGCCUUUUUGUUGUUGAAAUUCCAGGGGUGUGGCCUGAUGUCAAUCGUCACAUCUCCUUUUGCACCCCAAACCCAGCACAGAAAAUCUUAAAGUCGUAUGCCAAUGCCAGCCAAAGCUCAGACUUGUUAAGCGAGAACACAUUGGAAUACUGUAGGCUAGUAAAACCGAACAUCAAUCCUUAAGAUUUUGAAUCGUAAACAAUCAGAAAGCUGCUCAGUUUUUUUAUAAAUCACCUGGUCCAAACCUGACUGAUAAACCGGCUAUCUGGACUCUGUUCAGAGUAAAAAAAAAAAAAAAAGUAAUCCUUUCCUCCUUUUCCAAUGAGAAAUUACUCAUUUUUUUGGUGUUUGCUUGCUCCCCUCCUUAAACUGCAUACUCUUACAUGAAUGUCUUCUCAGUUGGGCCUCGGUGAGCAGUAUGUCAGAGGUUUGUUCUGCCACCAAAGUUGUACCGACUCCCACAUCGUUGUUGUUGUGUGGGGCUCGGAGCAAAAAUUCCUCGGCCUUUUCCUCUGUGUCCAUUGAAUGUUUCAUAUUUCUGAUGCAUUUCCCAUUUGUUUUUGUAAAUGUUUGUAGUUACUUCAAAACACUUAAACUAAUAAAUAGGAGUGUUCUGUCGGUUACAUGAGGAUCAUCCGUUGCUCUUCAGUAGCUGCCUGCCAAUGUGAUGUUUUGAUACUGUGUACAUUCAUAAUGUGCAUGAGGUGUACUGGAUUUGCUGUGGCGGUCAUUAGAAUAACCUCAUCUUUGUGCUGCAUAGAGAAAGAAGCAUGCUACUCACCUCUAUGAGCACAGUACUGUAGUACGCUGACAGUCUGUAAACACUGUCAAACAAAGUGUUAUUGUUUUGUAUAUCUUUAUUGAAGCUGUGGCUCAUGUUCUGUUAAGAAAUCGCAGGCCUUGUUACAGUGAAUCCUGCCUGGCUGUGUCUCAGCGAGGCGUGAAUCCCUACAACAGACUGCAGGAUUCUCACGCUCGUUUUAAAUGGUUCAUUUUUUCAGUUUAUUGAUGAUUGCGCUUUCUCCUCUGCCAACCAGGUUUGAUAGAAAACAGGCUGGGAGUAUGAGAAAGGGCUCCAAUAGUGUACAAUUUGGUUAUCUGAGUUAAGGGGAAGUGUAAGGGGGUGGGGUUGCCAUUGAAGUGACUGACCAAUGUAAAAUUUAUAUGUAAGAUACAUAAUAUUAAAAAUUAAUAAACAGUAAUAAGUUA
Messenger RNA from Xyrichtys novacula (pearly razorfish), 13693 nucleotides. The record is from the annotation of a GenBank genome assembly. NCBI's taxonomy places the organism in Eukaryota, Metazoa, Chordata, Actinopteri, Labriformes, Labridae.